Messenger RNA from Paramecium sonneborni, 571 nucleotides. The record is from the annotation of a GenBank genome assembly. NCBI's taxonomy places the organism in Eukaryota, Ciliophora, Oligohymenophorea, Peniculida, Parameciidae.
GAGAAAAAUCUAUAUUUAUAAUCUAAUAGCAACUCUUGCAAAAGAAAUACGGGUAUUCAUUUAUUUUUUUGUUUCACAAGAUUGAUGUGAGUACUAUUAACAAUAUUAAAAUAGGUGGACCAAUCAAUAUUUAACACAGUACAGUAAAAUUGAAUUUUAUCUGAGGAUUGCUAAUGUGCUUUUCAAGAUGACUACAGCAAUGGUGAAAAUAAUAAUUUCUGGUGGUGUAAUUAUAAAUUAAAAACAAUACAUACAAGACUUGUAAAAUAAAUUAAUACAGAAAGACUUUGACUCUUGAUUAAUUUUUCAUAUCAAAUACAAAAGGUAUUCAAAUAGUCCUAGAAUUUAUAGAAAUAGUAUUAUUUUAUUGAGAUUUCCAAGAGUGAGAGAAGUCUUAAAAUAUUUAGUUUAAGCUGCCCGUUUACCAGGAUCCCAUAUCUUGCCAUAUGUUGGUGAUGAUAGAGAAAAGAAUUUAUAAAUAUGUUUUUUUGUUAAUGAUAUAAUUGGACAAGGAUCUUAUAUGAAGCUUAUAGAGGAGCUAAUUUAAAAUCUGGAGAUAUUCCAGAUAUCA